This is a messenger RNA of Galdieria sulphuraria, 1411 nucleotides long. RefSeq names its product cytidylate kinase. The coding region runs from base 140 to 1303 and encodes 387 amino acids. The transcript is spliced from 3 exons. The record is from RefSeq and is a predicted model, not a curated record. Gene Ontology annotation, molecular function: ATP binding; UMP kinase activity. Gene Ontology annotation, biological process: CDP biosynthetic process; 'de novo' pyrimidine nucleobase biosynthetic process; UDP biosynthetic process. Gene Ontology annotation, cellular component: nucleus; cytoplasm. NCBI's taxonomy places the organism in Eukaryota, Rhodophyta, Bangiophyceae, Galdieriales, Galdieriaceae.
CUUUGAGCUUAUUUCUAUUUCACAAAAGAGGAUUGUGCUUUAUUAAUACGUUGUAGUCCAAUCAUAAUAAUGGUUUGAGAAACAAUCCUUGAAAAAAAAAUGAAGAUGAGCGCCAAAAGCAUUUUCAUAUUAUUCAUUGAUGGCGGAAGAUGACAUGCUUGGUUUCUUACUCCUUACACAAGCAGCUGCAUCGAAACAAGCAACUAUUACCAAAGACUUGAAACAAAAAGAUUGUGAAAUAGUAUAUCAAGAAUGGGUUUCGUUGGAUCGUGAACGUGCUAAACGGUUUCUCCAGUUGUACUCCAAACCGAAUGAACAAGCUACCAAUGAAGCAGAAGAAGAAGAAAAAAUAGGAAAGCUAACUGAAAACUCAUGUAUGGCUUUCAUUGUAAAGAAAAAACAACUUUUGGAAACUUUCAAAGAAUUGUUUGACGGUCAAACCUCUAUGGAUAAAGGAGACUUGGAAGCCAGUUCUUUCUCGACGAAAUAUGGUUUUCCUUUCGAAUUGUUAUAUUAUUCUACGGAUAAGAGUAUCGCAAAGGAAUGCAUAGAGUUUUUCUUUCCGAACCUUGAUAUUCACAAUAUGUUGGAAAACAAUCCUAGAAAGUAUUUGGAAUCCGCAGUGGUACCCAUUCUUACUGCAGGUUUAACUCAACUUUGUAAAUUGGAGCAAAAACCGGAAAAUCCUUGUGAGUGGUUGGGACAUUAUCUUAUCCAACAUGAUCCUACCUUGUCUCCAAAGAAAAAGGUAUAUUUUAUAUUGGGUGGUCCUGGAAGUGGAAAAGGUACACAAUGUGAAAAACUUGUUGAAGAAUUUCAUCUAUGUCAUCUAUCAGCUGGGGAUCUUUUGCGCAAAGAAAUGCAAACUGGUUCUUCCAACGGACAGAUGAUUGAUCGAAUGAUCAGAAAUGGUGAAAUUGUACCUGGUCAUAUUACUAUUGAGCUAUUAAAAAAUGCAAUGGAAGAACAAACCCAAACUCCCGGCUUUUUGAUCGAUGGUUUUCCUAGGAAAUUAGAUCAAGCUGGAGCAUUUGAAAAAUGGGUGGGUGACUUUGAGUUUAUUUUGUUUUUGGAUUGUCCACAAGAGGAAAUGGAACAAAGAUUGAUGAAACGAGGACAAAUGAGUGGUCGAAGUGAUGACAAUUUGGAUAGUAUUCGCAAACGUUUUACUACUUUUGUAGAAACGACUAUGCCGGUUGUUGAGUAUUAUCGUUCUCGAGAGAAACUUGUGCAAGUGGAUGCUUCCAGAAGUGUAGAAGAAGUGUAUAAAGAUGUUCGUUCCUAUUUUAUAGAGUCGACAUGAAUUGGGUUGUGAAUGACGUUUGAAUCGUAUUGACAUAGUUUCAUGAUAUGCCAUUCUUUGGUAUGUGCUGUUGUUGUCAACAAAGAAUAAACACACAGAUUGCCUUCA